Molecule: messenger RNA, 502 nt
Organism: Sinocyclocheilus grahami
Lineage: Eukaryota; Metazoa; Chordata; Actinopteri; Cypriniformes; Cyprinidae
Product: L-selectin-like
Exons: 4
Coding region: 11-502 (163 amino acids)
Source: RefSeq, a predicted model, not a curated record
AAGAAAGUUAAUGUGCUGUGAACAAACCUGUGAAGACGAGAUGAUGCAGAACAAGAUUCAACUCGUUGUUUUGCUCGCAGAAAUCCUGUCGAAGGCUUCAUGUGACCCGUAUCGAUUCGUCCUGAUUGAAGAGCCGAAGACCUGGGCAGAAGCGCAAUCGUACUGCAGGGAGAAAUACACGGAUCUGGUGACGGUUCAGAGCGAUGCAGACAGAGCCAAACUAAAGGAGGCAGUAGAUGCUGUGAGCUUCACAUCUGUCGCCUGGAUCGGCUUCUAUAAAGUUUUUUGGCUUUGGUCGCAUCAAAACACGGUUAUAAGCUACGCGAAGUGGGGUAACCAGGAGCCGAACUUGCUCAAAACACAUGAGGCCUGUGCAACUGUAAGUGAAUACGAACAAUGGAGUGACACGUCCUGUACUGAACUAAAAUACUUCUUUUGCCAAACUGACAAACAGGCCGAACUUAAGGACAAGUUUAAGUACACCAAAAAGUACAUGAACUAA